GCGGCUGAGUGCUGGCUGGAAUGCUAGCUGCGGUCCCGGUCCCUCCAAGCCGCGCGAUGAGCAAGUGGAGCGUCGGGAGAAAGCCCAGCCGCACACUCGGACUCCUGCUGCUGGUGAUCUUGAGUUACCUGGUGCUCCGCAGGUUGGACUGGUAUAAUCUGGUCCCUGCAUGGCUGAGACACCGGCAAUCAGGGCUGCAGGCCAACGGCCAACACUUCAUGCUGGAGGACUCCACCUUCUGGAUCUUUGGGGGCUCUGUGCACUAUUUCCGGGUGCCCAAGGAAUACUGGAAGGACCGCUUGCUGAAGAUGAAAGCCUGUGGCUUAAAUACCCUCACCACCUAUGUUCCAUGGAAUCUCCACGAGCCAGAAAGAGGCAAAUUUGACUUCUCUGGGAACCUGGACCUGGAGGCCUUUGUGCUGAUGGCUGAAGAGAUUGGGUUGUGGGUGAUUCUGCGUCCAGGCCCCUACAUCUGCAGUGAGAUCGACCUCGGGGGCUUGCCCAGCUGGUUACUCCAAGACUCUGGCAUGAGGCUGAGAACAACUUACAAGGGCUUCACCGAAGCAGUGGACCUUUAUUUUGAUCACCUGAUGUCCAGGGUGGUGCCACUCCAGUACAAGCAUGGAGGCCCCAUCAUUGCUGUGCAGGUGGAGAAUGAAUAUGGUUCCUAUAACAGAGACCCCGCCUAUAUGCCUUACAUCAAGAAGGCCUUGGAAGACCGGGGUAUUGUGGAAUUGCUCUUGACUUCAGACAACAAGGACGGCCUGCAAAAGGGAGUCAUGGAUGGAGUGCUGGCCACCAUCAACUUGCAGUCACAGCAUGAGUUGCAGUUAUUAACCAACUUUCUCUUAAGUGUCCAGAGGGUUCAGCCCAAGAUGGUGAUGGAGUACUGGACCGGGUGGUUUGACUCGUGGGGAGGCCCACACAACAUCCUGGAUUCUUCUGAGGUUUUAAAAACAGUGUCUGCCAUUCUCGAUGCUGGCUCCUCCAUCAACCUCUACAUGUUCCAUGGAGGCACCAACUUUGGCUUCAUAAAUGGAGCCAUGCAUUUUCAUGACUAUAAGUCUGAUGUCACCAGCUAUGACUACGAUGCUGUGCUGACAGAGGCGGGGGAUUACACAGCUAAAUACUUCAAGCUCCGAAGUUUCUUUGGCUCCAUCUCAGGUAUUCCUCUCCCUCCCCAGCCUGACCUUCUUCCCAAGAUUGCAUAUGAGCCCUUGAGCCUGAAUUUUUACCUGUCACUGUGGGAUGCCCUGCAGUACAUGGAGGAGCCAGUCAAUUCUGAAAAACCAGUCAAUAUGGAGAACCUGCCAAUAAACAAUGGAAAUGGACAGUCAUUUGGGUACACUCUGUAUGAGACUACCAUUGCUUCAUCAGGUGUCCUUAGUGGUCUUGUGCGUGACCGGGGACAGGUAUUUGUGAACACAGUGUCUAUAGGAUUCUUGGACUAUGAAAAGAAGAAGAUCGUUAUUCCCUUGAUCCAGGGUUACACCAGGCUGAGGAUCUUGGUGGAGAAUCGUGGGCGAGUCAACUACGGGGAUAAUAUUGAUGACCAGCGCAAAGGUUUAAUUGGAAAUAUCUAUCUGAAUGAUUCUCCCUUGAAAAAAUUCAGAAUCUACAGCUUGGAUAUGAAAAAGAGCUUCUUUCAGAGGUUCAGCGUCGACAAAUGGAGCCCUAUCCCUGCAGUACCUACGUUCCCUGCUUUCUUUUUGGGUGUCUUGUCAAUUUCACUUUCCCCUUUUGACACCUUCAUGAAGCUGGAGGGCUGGGAGAAGGGGGUUGUAUUCAUCAAUGGCCAAAACCUUGGACGCUACUGGAACAUCGGACCCCAGGAGACCCUCUACCUCCCAGGUGCCUGGUUGGAUCAAGGCAUCAACCAGGUCAUUGUUUUCGAGGAGAAGAUGGCAGGCCCUGUGAUACAGUUCACUGAAACACCCCACCUAGGCAGGAACCAGUACCUUGAUUGAGCAGCACCUCUCCUGCGCCCCCUGGAAGCAGGAGAGCACCACUGUCCUCCCAGCUGAGCAAGGCCUGGUGCUCUGCUCCCUGACACUCUCCCAUGUGGGAGAGUUUCCUUAAGUAACAUUCUCAGGCAGCCACGGGGGCUACAGCUCUGCCCCCUACUUUAAUUCAAGGCCCUAAACUUGGAAGAACUGAAGAAGAGAAGUGGAAUAGGAGGGAGGGACCCUCUUCUUACCUAAGUGGCUUCUUGACUGGGCUUUGUUGAUGGCACCUUUCUACUUUCCUGCUCUUUGGGAGAGGACAGAGGGAUGUCUCUCUGGGGGGUGGGAAUGUCUCAUCAUAUCUCCACGUGAUGAGGUUUGCUUCUGUGAUGUUCUCACCUGCACUCAGCAUGGCCCUCAUGGCCCCUUUUCAUUUCUGAAAUAGAAGGUUUGUCACCAUUUGUAUAGAAUGGGGAAGGGGGUGGAUGUCUCACCUCUCUCUGGGAUUCUGGAAGAAGCUCCAUUUGAGAGACACACACAUCUUCUUCUUUUCCUUUCCACUUUAACUGCAUCUGACAGGAUGACAAGCCAAGCUUAGGAGAAACAGAAAUACUCAGCCUGAAUUAGAGAAUAUUUCUGGUUUUACUUGAUGAGAAGGAACAUCAGCUGAGGAGGGAAUGCAGGCCCUAGAAGAAACCACACCCCAAUAUGAGGGCCCAGCUCCAGUGGCUUGGGCAGGGAGCCUCCCUGCUAUGUUGGUGUAACCACGGGGCCUGCAAGCCUAGACCAGACCUUGCUUCCGGCUCAGUCUCUCCUUCAAUCCUUGUAACUAAGCAGGAGGGAGGAGAGCCAGUCUUCCUUUGCAACUGUCUGUCCAAAUUUGAGGUGCUUGUUCUAGGGAUCAAGUCCACUGGUUUGGCUUAGGUUCACUGUCCUGAAUUGCAAUAAAGCAAGAGUUGAAUCAAACCCUUUUUAGUGAUAUUUCUGAUCCCAUCUGUGCCCCUCUUUACCACAGGCAAAGGCAUUGUGGUGUCAGGCACCCAUUUAGUCUAUCUGGCACUGAGAAUCUAGACCCUGACUUUACCUAGUUAGUGGAUGAUCUAGCCCCUGGCUCCUUACCACCUCCCUCCUGACCUUCAUUCUGCCUGACAUGUCAUUGUGGAUUGGUAGUGCCCUUGGAGAGGAGAAGUCAAGUACAUAUUCACUCUGGUGCUGGUGGGCAGUUGCAAGAAUCUGCUAGAUAGCCAAGAGCUCGACAUGUGAGUUAGCUACAGAGGGUGAGUUUUCCUCACGAAUAACAUCUGUAUUGUACUGCCAGAAACUAAUUAUUGCCAGUAAUAAUCAAACGUAAAUAGCCAAUACCUCUCCAGGACAAUACCUAUGCCAGGAAUCCAUAAAGGCCUGUGGGGAAUAGCAGUCCAUGGGGCUCCCAGCCACCCCAUGGCUUACAUCUUGGGCUUGGCUAAGGAAUGGACUCUGCAGUAGGGCAUUUGUGGUGUGUAGCCACUGGGCCCAAGAGCUGAGCCUGGGUCAAGGACAUACAGUAACAAGGGGCUGGGCCCAAGGGUCCUACUAUCUGGGGAUGGCCAGCACUGGGAGCGGUGUCACUGUACCUUACUUUAUACCUGACCGUGUUCUUACAAAGGUGUAUGUAAAGGUUGGCUUUGUUGGAAGAUGUGAUAGGGAACUGGUAUUUAAAUGAAUCUUACAGCAAAUCCUUUUAUAAAGUGAAGAAUCCCCUUGAAUUGCUUUUAUCAAAAUCUGCUCAGGGAUGCAUUGGUCCUCUUGCCCCAUCUUACUGUUCUUGACCUUCUUAUCUGCCAGCUAACCCUGCAGCUUCUCUCUGUCAAAGCCCCUUGGCAGAGCUCAUCCUACAGAGUUUAUUCAUGUUUGUCCGGACCUUCCCUACUGGAUAGCUUCAUCACAGAAUCUUUAGAAGACUCUUCAUCACCCCCCACAUCUCUAGACCUGCUUCUUGGGCCUCUUCUUCCCUCUGUCCACACUCACUCUGGGUGCAUCACUAACCAGGGUUUGUAAACAGCCUGGAAAUUCAUGCUCUCCAAUGUUUAUCUCCAUCUGAGCUCCAGAUCUACUGGCUGUACACUCACCUUUGCUCCUGCAUGUGAUGACAAAGUCCGAUUACUCCCCCAUGAUCCCUGCUGCACUCUGUCCCAUAGCAGGAAAUGGUUAUUCUGUGUCUCAGAUUGGUUUUAGCUUCUCCAUUUUAUAUUGCACAACCACUCCACCACUCCAUUCUCCUGGCUGUAUCUCAGGCAUAUCCAGAACCUGACCACUUCUCUCUGUCCCAAGGCUUGCUCUUCUGACUCACCAUCAUCUCCUGCCUGGAUCAUGGCAGGAGCCACCUCUGCUAGCCUGCCCUGCCCUCUGUUUAUGGUCAGCACAGAAAGGGGAGUGAUUUCUUUAUAGGCCAGUUUGGCCCUUUGUUCCAAACCCUCCAACGGCUCCACUUCCCUUUUUACUUGCAGAAGCCAAAAGCUUGCCCGGUUCCCAGGGCCAGUAUAUUCUGUGCACCCCACCAACUGCAUCCAUCUUACCUCCCACCCAACCCCUCCUGUCUUGCCAGUCAGUUGUAGGCACACUGGCCUUUUGCUGAUCUUUAAAAAUGCUAAGUACUCUCUGCCUGGAAGUGAGUUCCCGUUUCUGGAAUGGUCUGAUCCAGGUAACUGUGUGUCUGUACUCUACUGCUCUGCUGGGUCCUCUCAUCAGGGAGGCCUUCCUGACCACCCUAGAGAGGGGAUCAACUCCUCCUCAGCUACACUCUGACACCCCUAUCUGGCCUCAUACUUCUCGUUAGACCAGAUCACAUCUAAAAUACCAUAUAUGCCCGGUGUUCAUCUGUCUUGUCCCUAAGGAGGGAAGCUCCAUGAAGACAAGUGCUCUGUGCUAGUUCCUAGAAUAAUGCCUGCUCAUAGUAGGCACCUGCCAAGUAAAUACUUGUUGGAUGGUUAAAGCAGUAAAUGAGAAUAAAGUAAGGCAGGGCUGCAGAGGAUUAGGGCUAUUAAAAACCAUGUUUGACUUUUAAUUUUGGAAACAAAUUAAAUACAGUUAAAUUAAAACAGACCAGAUGGUGCAGCUGCACAGGCUCCACCCUCACCCCAGGCUCUGUUCUGGUGGCUCCUAGACCCCGGCCUCACUCUUGUGGUGGGGAGCAGGAACACACUGGGUUUGAGAAACAAAUUGUAGUCACGGACCCAACUCUGAUGGAUAACAAACUCAUUCCCAACAAAGAUGAAAGCUGCAGUCCACCAGGGUUAUAAUUAUAAAUAAAUACACAUGCGGCUAAGAGAGGCUAUUAGGUGAAAUCAACAGAAAUAGCAUCCGCCAAAAAAAACAAAAAUAAAAACAGAAUAUCCCAUUUUGUUGUUCAUUAUCAAUUUCCUGAAAAAUAAGCCCUGGGUUUUUGGCUAAGAAGGUGGCCUAAGACCAGCCAGGCUGACCUGAGCAUUCAGGGCUGGUUUCAGUGAGUGAGGCAGUGCUGUGCCUGGGCAUGAAUUCACUCAUUUGGUGGGUGCCCUGUGCACACCUCCUCCCUCCCCUCCCAUGACACCCCACUUGAUUCUGAGGGGUUGAUUUCCAGAGCCACCAUAGAAAGUAUAAGAGGCUGGGAAUAUCCUGCAAGGUGGCUCAGGGUUCUCAGGGAUAUGAUCCCAUCGAAUGGUUUCACGAAUGCUGUGGGAAGUUAAAUCCAUUUCAAAAUAGGCAGCCAAUGCUAUUUUUUGAAUGUUAGGUUGCUGGACUGAAUCCUACCCACCCACCCAGGAGUGGGUUCUUAGCGGUCCUCAGACCGGUCCUGUGAGUUUAAAUGGAGUGGGGGCUGUUAGGGUUAAAAAAUAAACACCUCUUCAGUAGGCUCAGGCCUUUCCUUUUCCUCCAGUUGGGAGGAAAAUUGUGCUUCCAACUUUCAGGAGCAUGAGUGAUAGCCAGCAGAGGGCUGUCCCUGUCAGUAGCCUCCAGGUACAGAGAAGUAACACAUGCACACUGUUCUUCCUCAGGGGUGGGGGUGGGGGGAGAGGGAACAAGCAGCAGGCUUGUUCUCAUGCUCCCAACUCAGGGAGAAGGGAGAGUUUUGUUCCCAUUUUGUGUUUACAAUAGAAUGAUUUCCAAAGUAAUGUGUGCUCAGGUCUCCUUUCCCCUCAGGAUCCAAAUGAUCUCUGCCCCUUUUCCACAAGUCCCUUUGCUAACCCAAAGCCCCUUCCUCCCUUAAACAGGGGCAGGAAGGAGUACUGGAUGGCCCCUGCCUCCCUCCUCUUUCUGCCUUGCCCACCCCUGGCUCACUUCAGCCCCUGAGGUCUGUGGUUCUCAAGAGCUCCAGAAAGAGGGCUCCUGCCCUCCCCAGUCCCAGCCCAAGCAAGAGGCCAUGGAGCCCAGUGGGCAGUGGGGAGACAGUGUCUAGACAGGGGCCCGCAUGAUCUUAGUCCAGGUCAGUCCAUGACCUGUGCUGGCUCGAGGGCCCACCUCCUUCCCUGUGCUGGAAGGAGCAGGCUUGAGGGAUGUGGGCCCGGAGUAGGGGACUCCACUCCCACCACAAGCCUGAGGUAUGGGGGAGCCUGAUGGCAGGCCCAGGCUCCCCUCAUGCAGGGUGGUUGCCUGUUGGGAUCAAAGACAGCCUUAUGCUCUGGAAAUAGGAACCAGAGGAAAGCCACAGAGGUAUGUCUACUUGAGAGCAGCUCUCCGAGGACAGGGUGGGGCAGUGUUCCUGAUGCCUGGGCAGGGGGCUGUUCUCUGGUCUUCAGAAUUCCCUGGCCAGGUGGCCUGUGCAGUCGUGCUGGGCCCCAGGAGCAGGGAGCCAGGCAAGGCCACACUGCACUUGACAGCUGGGGUCUUUUCACCUCUCUCCCAGCCUGGCAUCACUCCAGGGCUUAGGUGCCCACCGCAUCUGCUCCGUCAGGCCCUGUCAGUGCAGGAAGCUCUGGGGAGGCGUGCUGGGGCACCGGCUCGCUGGUUGGCAUGACUUGGCUAGCAGCUGGGCCCCUGGUCAUACUGGAUGGAAGG
Molecule: messenger RNA, 6956 nt
Organism: Lynx canadensis (Canada lynx)
Lineage: Eukaryota; Metazoa; Chordata; Mammalia; Carnivora; Felidae
Product: beta-galactosidase-1-like protein 2
Exons: 19
Coding region: 21-1967 (648 amino acids)
Biological process (GO): carbohydrate metabolic process
Cellular component (GO): vacuole
Molecular function (GO): beta-galactosidase activity
Source: RefSeq, a predicted model, not a curated record